CCUGUAGCUUUACGGUGAUGGAGGGCAAGUCGGUUGAGCUGCUUCUUGGCCUGGAUAUGCUCAAGAGAUACCAAGCCCAUAUCGACCUGGCAAAGGACAAGCUCAUCAUCCAAGGCCAGGAAAUUUCCUUUCUUGGAGAAGCUGAGAUUCCAAAGGAGGAGGAGGAAGCCGCCAUUCAAGAACCUACUAUACCAGGUCCGGCGGGCACUGCCAUUGGCCAAAGAUCUGGAGCUGUCAUGCCGGUGCAAGAUGCCCCCUCGCAAACCUCUUCACAGCCUGCAGCUCAGGCACAAGCACGGCCACCGCAGCCGGCGGCUCCCGCCCAACCGGCAGCUCCGGCAGCCGGCGUAACCCCAGCUCAUAUCGACAGUCUCAUGGCCAUGGGAGCUACUAGGGAGCAGGCGAUCCAGGCCCUUCAGGCCGCUGAGGACAACGUUGAUAUGGCGGCCAGCUUAAUCUUUUUUUAAAACUCCUUACCUAAUGAGAGUAUGAAUAAUCAGCAUUGCCCUGCAACGAGGGUAGAGCGCGGGAAUCUUUUGCUUUUUGUUUCCUUGCGCUUUCGCGCGUUUUGUCUGCUUUUCCUUCUCGGUACCUAAGAAGAAGAGCGUUUGCACGAACCUUGUGGCUAAAAAUCUAUGCAGCAUCUAGAGGCGUUUAGGGAAAGUUGGUAGUGAUGGAUAUAAUAGGUAGAAAACAACAAGAAUGAAGCAAAGAUGUUCGUAUUAUGCUG
Trichoderma atroviride IMI 206040 is the source of this 730-nucleotide messenger RNA. The record is from RefSeq and is a predicted model, not a curated record. Lineage: Eukaryota; Fungi; Ascomycota; Sordariomycetes; Hypocreales; Hypocreaceae.